Molecule: messenger RNA, 1367 nt
Organism: Thamnophis sirtalis
Lineage: Eukaryota; Metazoa; Chordata; Lepidosauria; Squamata; Natricidae
Source: RefSeq, a predicted model, not a curated record
AUGGGUUUUACCGGUGACUUCUUCAUCACUUCCACUCGCUCAGUCAAUUUUCCCAUUCUGUUUCCCCCACAGUGUGGCAAUUCCAAGAGAGGCCGGCAUCUGGAAGAAAGGGCUCUUGGGAAGCCUCGGUCAAAACAUGGAUUCUCUAGUUGUGAAAAUCUGCAUUUUAUUUUUAUUGGCAGGGUAGAGAAAUACCGGCCUCAGACGCUUGGAGAUCUAAUUUCUCACGAGGACAUUCUGAAUACCACUGAAUGCUUCUGACGACCGAGGCAUUGAUAUCGUCCGAGGGCCUAUCCUGAAUUUUUCCAGCACCAGAACCAUCUUCAAGAGAGGUUUUAAGCUGGUGAUUCUGGAUGAAGCUGACGCCAUGACCCAGGAUGCACAAAAUGCUCUCAGGCGUGUGAUUGAGAAAUUCACCGAGAACACCCGAUUCUGCCUGAUCUGCAACUACCUCUCCAAAAUAAUCCCAGCUCUACAAUCCAGAUGCACCAGGUUCCGGUUUGGCCCUUUGACGCCAGAACUCAUGGUCCCUCGGUUGAAGCAUGUUAUUGAGAAGGAGAACGUUGAUGUAAGCGAUGACGGAAUGAAAGCCUUGGUGACGCUGUCCAACGGCGAUAUGCGCAGAUCUCUGAACAUCUUGCAGAGCACCUACAUGGCGUUUGGCCAAGUGACCGAAGAGACCGUCUACACUUGCACGGGGCAGCCGCUCAAGUCUGAUAUCGCCAACAUCCUGGACUGGAUGCUGAAUCUGGACUUCAGUUCCGCCUACCGCAACAUCAUGGAACUGAAAACCUUGAAGGGCCUGGCUUUGCAAGACAUUCUAACAGAAAUUCAUUUGUUUGUUCACAGAGUUGAUUUCCCAACAUCUGUUCGGAUCCAGCUGCUGAUCAAGAUGGCAGAUGUGGAACACCGCUUGGCCACAGGGACAAAUGAGAAGAUCCAACUGGGGUCUCUUGUAGCUGCCUUCCAGGUCACCAGAGAUCUGAUUGUAGCUGAGGCUUGAGGACCAAGCUACUCUCCCACGGCCUGAACUACAACCCGUGUACCUAAGGGUUGUCCUUAGAACUCAUCUGGACCCUUCCCAUCAAAACCUUGUAGUUCUGGGCGUCCUACAAGCCUGAUCAUUCUCAGUGCUUCUUAGGAUCUCGCAUGGUCCUCCUUAACCAAUCUGGACAGAAUCAUUGCCAGUCUGCAUUGACAAGAAAUGAUCUUCAAGAUGCUUCAGAGCGAGGGUUCUCAUUUAUUAUGUCUCUGGAAUCAUAUAAUUGGUUCAAAAUGUCUCGAAAUACAUUCACAUCAGCACUUCGGGAAGCUCCACCCUGACCCUCCUCCCCAAUCUUGUUCAAAAUAAAUUCAUUUAUAUGAAA